Molecule: messenger RNA, 4915 nt
Organism: Sceloporus undulatus (fence lizard)
Lineage: Eukaryota; Metazoa; Chordata; Lepidosauria; Squamata; Phrynosomatidae
Gene: DYM
Product: dymeclin
Exons: 20
Coding region: 460-2634 (724 amino acids)
Biological process (GO): Golgi organization
Cellular component (GO): Golgi apparatus
Source: RefSeq, a predicted model, not a curated record
CGACGACGUGGAAAAAUAAAGCGGCUGAGGGGGUUGAGAGAGGGCGCAUGCGCGAGGAGUGGAGGGAGGGGGAAGAACCCAGAGGUGAGACUGAGGCUGGGGGGGCGCCUCCGUACUGACGUACCUACGCGCGCGCGCCAUCCAUCCCUCCAUCCAUCCUGGCCGGGAGCGCGCCUGGCUAGUCUUGAGUCAGUGUCGCGAGUGCGCGCGGGAGAGGCGCGUGUGUGCCCCGCUUUCCCCUUCCCCCGGGAGGCAGAACCCGAUUUUAACAUCAUAUCUGAACUGAUGUGCUAAGGCUGAGAUAGCACAUAGGUGGGGAAAACUGACAUAGUUUGCUGUAGCUGUUGUGAUAAUCCUGCAAAGGAAGUCUGAAACUGAAUCAGAAGGACAGUCCGAAGUUCUGAAGGCUUUUCUUCAUUGACAUGAAACCUUAAAAAGAGGAGAGCAAAUAAUAACAAGAUGGGAGCAACAAGUAGCAGCAUUAAUGAACUUCCAGAAAAUGAAUACUUAAAAAAGUUGUCAGGACGAGAGGCAAUCUCAGAGAAUGACCCAUUCUGGAAUCAGCUGCUUUCAUUUAGCUUUAACACCCCAACAAACAGUGCUGAGUUAAAGCUUUUGGAAGAAGCCGCAGUCUCAGUCUGCAAGUCUUUAGCGGAGAAUAAUCCUCGGACAGGAAAUCUUGCAGCACUGAUCAAAGUCUUCCUUUCUAGAACCAAAGAGUUAAAAAUCUCAGCAGAAUGUCAAAACCACCUCUUUAUCUGGCAGGCUCACAAUGCACUGUUUAUUAUUUGCUGCCUGCUCAAAGUGUUGAUCUGUCAGAUGUCAGAAGAGGAGCUGCAACUUCAUUUUACCUAUGUGGAAAGAGUGCCAGGCUCUCAUGGAGAAGAAUGCGAAGACCUUAUGGAAGAGCUACUGUGCUGCCUCAUUCAACUAAUUGUUGAGAUCCCUCUUUUAGACAUAACAUAUAGUAUUUCUCUGGAAGCUGUAACAGCUCUUGUCGUUUUCCUCUCCUGCCAACUGUUCCACAAGGAAAUUCUGCGGGAAAACAUCGCACACAAAUACCUCAUGCAUGGUCGAUGUCUCCCAUACACCAGCAGGCUUGUGAAAACAUUGCUAUAUAACUUCAUCAGACAAGAGAGGAGCCCUCCUCCAGGCACCCAUGUCUUUCAGCCAGAGCCAGAUGGAGGGGGACUACUUUAUGGAAUUGCAUCAGGAGUAGCAACUGGCCUGUGGACAGUGUUCACAUUAGGAGGUGUGGGAAGCAAACGAGCUCCUCAUCAGGAAGAGUCUUCUCCUCUAGCAAAUCAAAGCCUUUUGUUGCUGCUUGUGUUAGCAAAUCUGACCGAUGCACCAGACACACCAAACCCUUAUCGGCAAGCUAUUAUGUCCUUCAAGAACACACAAGAUAGCACAGUUCUUCCUUCACCAAAUCCUCAUGCUUUCCAGAUUAAUUUUAACAGUUUAUACACCACUUUGUGCGAACAGCAGAAUUCUGAUCAAGCAACUCUUCUUUUGUACACUCUGUUGCACCAGAACAGCAAUGUUCGAACAUAUAUGUUGGCUCGAACAGAUAUGGAAAACCUGGUUCUCCCAAUACUUGAGAUUCUUUAUCAUGUUGAAGAAAGGAAUUCACACCAUGUUUAUAUGGCUUUAAUCAUUUUGUUAAUCCUUACUGAAGAUGAUGGCUUCAAUCGAUCAAUUCAUGAAGUGAUACUGAAAAAUAUUACUUGGUACUCAGAACGUGUGUUAACAGAAAUUUCUCUGGGGAGUCUCUUGAUACUGGUAGUAAUAAGAACUAUUCAGUACAACAUGACAAGAACAAGGGACAAAUACCUUCAUACAAAUUGUUUGGCAGCUUUAGCCAAUAUGUCAGCACAGUUCCGCUCACUUCAUCAGUAUGCUGCUCAACGGAUCAUCAGUUACACCUGCCGCCACUUGCGGAGAUAUGUAUAUGUCUUGGACAAAUUGUAUUUCCCCCAUUCCCACUGCUCUACGCUGCAGCAUUGCUUCUCGACCCUCAGUGACAAUGGAGAGGAGCUGUUGUCUUUAACUUGUUCUCACAUUCUCAGAUCCUAUGCUUCCAGUUUGUUUGCAUUGUUGUCAAAAAAACACAACAAAGUUUUGGAGCAAGCCACACAGUCCUUGAGAAGUUCCCUUGCUUCAGAUGACUCUCCACUUCCGGAUUAUGCACAGGAUUUGAAUGUGAUUGAAGAAGUCAUUCGGAUGAUGCUAGAGAUAAUCAACUCCUGCCUGACAAACUCUUUACACCAUAAUCCUAAUCUAGUGUAUGCAUUGCUUUAUAAGCGUGAUCUCUUUGAGCAAUUUCGAACUCAUCCAUCUUUCCAGGAUAUCAUGCAAAAUAUAGAUCUGGUGAUCAGUUUCUUUAGUUCACGGAUUGAGCAAGCUGGAGCUGAAUUGUCAGUGGAGAGAGUUCUGGAAAUCAUCAAGCAAGGAGCUGUUGCACUGCCCAAGGACAGGCUCAGAAAAUUUCCAGAAUUGAAGUUCAAGUACGUGGAGGAGGAACAGCCUGAGGAGUUCUUCAUUCCUUAUGUCUGGUCCCUCGUGUACAACUCUGCUGUGGCACUUUACUGGAACCCACAAGUCAUCCAGCUCUUCACGAUGGAUUCCGGCUGAAAGGCAGAACAGGGGACAGCCAGAGUCUCUCUGAACCACCCCCUCUCCCAAAAUGCGACCCUUCAACCAAAAGCCUACUCAGAAGGAAAUUUGUUACCGUAGAGUCCUCCCGCUGCUUUUUGCAGAAUAGCAUGCUAAAAGCUAGAAUAUUGGGAACUCUGACAAGAUUGUAUGCUGUUGUUUACUUAUAUGUUUGUAGCACCCAGGAUUUUGCAUUGGCAAUGGCUUUUAGGUCAGGAGUAUUAAACACAAAGGAGAUGCGAACAGUGACCAGCUUUUAAAAAAAAAUGUAAAAGGGGUGAACUCAGUAAAAUACAUGUUUAAUUUGGGAAAUCAGCAUUUGCAAGUUGAUUUCCUUUGGACUUUCUCUAGGCCCUGUUGUGCUUCAACACUUAUUUCUUUUUUUCUUUUUCUGUAUAGACUUCUCAUUGGAUUAUAUCAUUUAAUUAUCCUGUUAAUAUUGUGCAUAACUAAAAUGUCACCUGAAAAUUAACGUAGUUUAAAAACGCUUUGUACAUUCAUGACAGAGAUUUCAUUGGGGCAGAAAGGACAAGUCCUUGAUUUGACUGGAAUGAUCUGAUGAGGGAGUUGUUUAGCAAGGAUACAUGGUUUUGAUAAGGCACUAAAAAUAGUCUUUCUGGUUUCCAUUAUUUAUGAAAGUUAGCAAAAUUGAGACCACAACUGUCCAACAAGAAUAUCUCCUGUAUAGAAUGCCUUUAUCUCACUAAGGUAUGUGUGGGACAUGAUUCAGUUGGAUCAUGCCCAUUCACUUCUGAAUUGUAUCAUUUUACAGUUGCCUGUUGGAAGUGUUUUCAUGGGCUCUUCAGACAACUCUAUUCAAACCAUGGCUGAUAGUGAUCAGUAUCCCCAGGGAUGCAUGCAAUAUAUGCUUUCAAGGCAACAGGUUAUGCCAGCAAGAUUUGGAGAUAUGCACACACCUCUUAACACUUAAUAUUGAAUGUCCUACAACUUUUCCAUUCCUCCUGAUUAAAAGAGAAACAGGGAAAUGUAGUGUUAUCAGAUAAGCGAGAAAGGGGAGAAAUGUUUAAUGUAAAGUCAUCUUUUCACAUGGAAUAUGGACUUGUAAGUAGUUACCUUAAAAUGCCUAAAACCACAUAACCAGACUACAGCGGAAAAGGAACUGAUAAAAUAUGCUAGUUUAUUAUCUUCCAUAGCAUGGUCUAUUACAGAACAAACAUGACAUACUUUAGAAUGCAGGGAAGGGAGCUGACACUCUUCUGAAUGGCUGUAUGCAUAAUAUUUCACUUUACUUUUUUAUCCUCUUGACCAGUGUCAGAAAUGUGUGUUUCCCUCCACCUUUUUUAUAAGCAAGGUCCUGCCCAAUUGGAAUUUAAAUUUCCAUCCCGUUUAUUUAAAAUUGCUAAUGUACACACACAUGAAAAACACAGGAGUUCAUAGGAGUUUGCACAGAGACAAAUUUGGGGAAGAGGCAAUAUGAAGAUUGAAUCAUAAGCAUGUUCAGUGUAACAUAUUAAAUGACAUUGAAAGGGUGACUGAAAAUAGGAGUAGUUUCAUGUUCGAGUUUUGGUUUUGGUUUUUUUGUUUUUGUUUUUGUUUUUUGAUAUCUUGGUCAAAAGAGGACAAGCUUUUUGUAGUGUUCUCUGCAUCCUGUUCCUUUAAAUAAAGAACUGUUGACUGCAGAAUCUCAUGUUCAGUGAGAUAUUUGAUGUUUUAAAUUCUGAAGAUUUUCUGGAACAUUUGAAUGUUUUAGUUAAGUGAUCUUGUAAAACAGCUGACACUAAAAGUUGUUGGAUGCACAUAGUUUUGGCUGGCUUUAUUGCUGAUGGAAAAUGAGAUGCUCACCCCAUACACCACUAGAGGCUCACCUGGGACUUCAGAUGCGAAUGAGGUUUCCUUUUGUAUUUGCUGCAAAGGCAUUUCAGACUGUCCCAUCCCAGUGACAUCCUGAGUUGUUGAAACUCGGGAGAAGUUUACUCUUAGUACAGCUUUUCCCUUUAAUUACCAGCCACGAAGCUUAAAACUGGAGACACCCUGGUCCAUUACUAAAACUGCACAACAGGCCAAAGACAGGUUUAUGCAGAGACAGAAGAAGGUUUAUUCUGUCUUUAUAAAGACAGGGAAAGGUUUAUAAUCUUUACGUUUUCAGGCACUAGGGAGGUCUGUGUAUGUCCUGGAGGUUGCAGUCCUGAAUAUUCUUUUCUGUCCUCCAGAUUUAUAAAGCGCCAUCUUUGGGAAUUCUUUUCAGUACUUUGUGUGAAAUACUUACCAUGUCGUAAUAAAAGAGAGGACAGUGACAGCA